AUCAGCCACUGAGUACCCAGUGCUGCGCGGGCUCCCGGACACAGAGCCCGCUCGCCCUACCGGAGAUCUCAGCCACCCCAAACAGGAAAGGCGGGACUUUGGGGGCGGAUCGCGCCAAUCAGAGGAGCUGCGGGUGGUGAUUUGGGCUCCAGGUGGUGGUUCUGCGCCUGCGUCUGAGAGUUUUGAGUCCGGAUGGAGGGUCCAGGAGCUGCAGGUGUUUCUGCCCGGCGGUCCCCCACGAUGUGGCGGCUGCAGGUGGUGCUGGGCCACCUGAGCGGCCGGCCCGAGUUGAGACCCGCGCCGCAGGCCGCGCGGUGCCUGGGGGUCUCCCCACGCGCAUCGGCCGGCGACGUGGUGGUGGUGCACGGGCGGCGCACGGCCAUCGGCAAGGCGGGCCGCGGCGGCUUCAAGGACACCACCCCUGACGAGCUCCUGUCGGCGGUAAUGACCGCGGUGCUGCAGGACGUGAAGCUGCGGCCGGAGCAGCUGGGGGAUAUCUGCGUGGGGAACGUGCUGCAGCCUGGGGCUGGGGCAGUCAUGGCCCGUAUCGCGCAGUUCCUCAGCGGCAUCCCAGAGACCGUGCCUCUGUGCACCAUCAACAGACAGUGCUCGUCGGGCCUGCAGGCCCUGGCCACCAUCGCUGGUGGUAUCAGAAAUGGGUCUUAUGACAUCGGCAUGGCCUGUGGGGUGGAGUCCAUGUCCAUGGCUGAAAGAGUGAACCCUGGAAAUAUCACCUCGCGCCUGCUGGACAACGAGAAGGCCAGAGAUUGCUUGAUCCCCAUGGGGAUAACCUCGGAGAAUGUGGCGGAGCGGUUUGGCAUCUCCCGGGAGAAGCAGGACACCUUUGCGUUGGCAUCGCAGCAGAAAGCGGCCCGAGCCCAGAGCCGGGGAUGCUUCCAAUCCGAGAUUGUACCAGUGACAACCACGGUGCAGGACGACAAGGGCGGCAAGAGGAGCAUCACUGUGGCACAGGAUGAGGGCAUCCGCCCGGGCACCACCAUGGAGGGCCUAGCCAAGCUGAAGCCUGCUUUCAAGGAGGGUGGCUCUACCACUGCCGGAAACUCAAGCCAGGUGAGCGAUGGGGCGGCUGCUGUCCUACUGGCACGGAGAUCCAAGGCUGAGGAACUGGGCCUCCCCAUCCUGGGCGUUCUCAGGGCCUACGCUGUGGUAGGGGUCCCGCCUGACGUCAUGGGCAUUGGGCCUGCAUAUGCCAUCCCUGCAGCUUUGCAACAAGCAGGGCUGACCGUGAAUGACGUGGACAUCUUCGAAAUCAAUGAGGCCUUUGCCAGCCAGGCCGUCUACUGUGUGGAGAAGCUGGGAAUCCCCCUUGAGAAGGUGAACCCUCUGGGGGGUGCUGUGGCAUUGGGCCACCCCCUGGGCUGCACAGGGGCGCGCCAGGUCGUCACACUGCUCAAUGAGCUGAAGCGCCGAGGAAAGAGGGCCUACGGGGUGGUAUCCAUGUGCAUUGGGACCGGAAUGGGAGCUGCUGCCGUGUUUGAGUACCCCGGGUACUGAGUGAAGCCCAGACACAUCCUGGUGCCUCCGCAGGGUGUGCCAGCCAGGGGGAGUGGUCCCCCAGGCAUGGAUGCCAAGUGCGAAUCUGAAGGGUACCAUGCAGCGAUCAGCACUAUGGAUAAGGCACAUCAGUCGAGCUGCCCAGGGACAACACCUUGUGGACAAGGGAGGCCAUGGCUACAGUAAACGACAUCCUCUGGGGGUGUGGCUUCC
Molecule: messenger RNA, 1728 nt
Organism: Ochotona curzoniae (black-lipped pika)
Lineage: Eukaryota; Metazoa; Chordata; Mammalia; Lagomorpha; Ochotonidae
Product: 3-ketoacyl-CoA thiolase B, peroxisomal-like
Exons: 13
Coding region: 193-1515 (440 amino acids)
Biological process (GO): phenylacetate catabolic process; fatty acid beta-oxidation
Cellular component (GO): peroxisome
Molecular function (GO): acetyl-CoA C-acyltransferase activity
Source: RefSeq, a predicted model, not a curated record